Messenger RNA from Spodoptera litura, 3412 nucleotides. NCBI's taxonomy places the organism in Eukaryota, Metazoa, Arthropoda, Insecta, Lepidoptera, Noctuidae. The record is from RefSeq and is a predicted model, not a curated record.
CUGCUGGGGGCCGGGGGGCUGCUGUUCGCACCGGGGGGCGGGCCCCCACCCCCGCCACAUCUACCCCCACCCGCACAUAAGGUGGAGCUCCCCCCUCCGGCGGACAUAAAGCCUCCAGUCUUGCCGGGCGGGCCGGCGCCGCCCCCCCUGCUGCCCGGCCAGCCACCGCCCAGAGACGACGACAGGCUCAGCUCUAGGGUGCUACAACAGCAAAGGAGAUCGGUAUCCCCUCACGAACGCGAGCAGAAGUACCGGCCGCGCUCGCCGGUCGAGCCGGAGGCGCUGGACGUGAAGCGGAGAAAGGAGGAGAAGGACAGCGAUGCUGAAAAAAGUGAUCAAGAUCUUGUUGUUGAUGUGGCUAAUGAGGAGGAAAGAGGGUCACCGAGUGUUCGCACUGAGGGUGGCGAGAGAACAGAGAAUGGUCCGCGACCUCCUUCGAGGUCUGGCUCCUCGUCCAGUCGCUCCACGCCGAAGAGUUCCAAAGACGAGAAGCCGGGCACGCCAGGCGGUAAGCUAGCUCGCGCGCCGACGCCGACGGGCGGGCGUGGCGGCGCGUACCCGUUCCCGCCGUACGCCGCGUACAGGGCGGCCGCGCCCGCGCCGCCACUACCCAUGCACUACGACCAACAUCACAGGACCAACGGGAUCGCGCCCACUAAACCCGCGUACUCGUACCACUCGUGCGGCGGGCCGCUGCAGCCCGUGGGGUUCCCGGCGGACGCGCUGGGCGGCGCGGGCGUGCCGCGGGGCGCGCGCGCGGUGGCGGCGCUGCCGCACGGCGAGGUGGUGUGCGCCGUGGCGCUGUCGCAGGCCGGCGCGGCGCGACACGCCUACACCGGCGGCAAGGGAUGCGUCAAGCUCUGGGACAUAUCCAACCCGGGCUCCCCCGCCGCCCUCGAGCCGCUGUCGCAGCUCGAUUGUUUGCAAAGAGACAACUAUAUCCGUUCAGUGAAGCUCCUGCCGGACGGGCGCACGCUGAUAGUGGGCGGCGAGGCGUCCAACCUGUCGAUAUGGGACCUCGCCUCGCCCACGCCGCGCAUGCGCGCCGAGCUCACCUCCUCCGCGCCCGCGUGUUACGCGCUGGCUAUCAGUCCAGACUCCAAGGUGUGCUUCAGCUGUUGUUCAGAUGGCAACAUUGCAGUGUGGGACCUUCAGAACCAAACAUUAGUUAGACAAUUCCAAGGGCACACGGACGGCGCGUCGUGCAUCGACAUCAGUGGCGACGGCACGCGCCUGUGGACGGGCGGGCUCGACAACACGGUGCGCUCCUGGGACCUCCGCGAGGGACGACAACUGCACCAGCACGACUUCUCCAGUCAGAUCUUCUCGCUCGGAUACUGUCCCACUGGUUCGUGGUUGGCGGUGGGCAUGGAGAACUCCCACGUGGAAGUACUGCACGCGGGCAAGCCGGACCGCUACCAGCUCCUGCUGCACGAGUCCUGCGUGCUGUCGCUCAAGUUCGCGGCCGCGGGGAAGUGGUUCGUCUCCACCGGGAAGGAUAACCUACUUAAUGCGUGGCGCACUCCUUAUGGAGCUAGUAUAUUCCAGUCCAAGGAGUCGUCAUCGGUGCUCAGUUGUGAUAUAUCGGCGGACGAUAAGUUCAUAGUGACGGGUUCUGGUGACAAAAAGGCGACUGUCUACGAAGUGAUGUACUGAAGUGUCAGUGUCAGUAAUCUCAUAAGUCAUAGGCAAUAAAUGAACGUUGUUCGAGGUCCAGUGCGAAGUGAGAGCGGUUUUAUAUCAAACUUUGGUUGGCUGUACACAUUGUUAUUGUUUUAUUAUGAAUAUUAAAGUUUAUUGGACCGAAAUGUUGGUCGUUAUCGUGGAGAAAUGAUGAAGAACCUUAUACACGAAGAUAUGAAUAUGAAACAACAUAUCUACAACAUUACACAGGAUUUGAAGUUUGUAAGAGUUGAUUAAACUUUUGUUUAAGAUUAUGUUGUAUCUUGUGUAUGAACUUCUUGGUCUAAUGUAAGAUAUUGUAUUAUAAUGGUUAGAAGAGAAAAAUACCUGUGUAUGCUUGUGACAUUCUGGACAAUAUAACAGUCCAGUAAUAAUAGUUUAACGUCAGACUGCUGUCGUGAGUUCCUAGCUAAAUUGUGUUCCUUAUGUUGUCAAGAAAUUCCUUUUUGGUGAAAAGUUUGUUUGUAUUUACAUGUGGUAACAAAGCAAUAAAGGCUGUCGAAAUAUUUUUACAACUAACAUAUGCCAAGACAGCCAUUUCGAUCUCAAAAUUAUUUGGUAUUAAGAUAGUAUUGCAAACAGCAAAAUAAGUAAUAAGUAUUAAAUUCAGCAAUAUAAAGACUUCCAGCAUUUUUGUAUAGUGUAAGUAACAAUGUGUACAGUUGACUAAACAUGGUUGAAUUAAGUGUAAUUUUAAAGUAACAAAUAGAUCAAUGUUGCACCGUUAAACAUGGAUAUUUUUAGUGUUAUUAUAUAUUUUUAUAAUGAAAUAAGAAAAAUAAUUUUAUUAAUUUUCCAAGUUGAAACUUGUUUCGUGAAUGGUCCAUUUAUUACGAGUAUUUAUUUUAUUAUCUGACUUUAAGUUGUUUCAGACUGAUAUUCUGAGUAAUUGACGAGUUGGUUAUAUUAUUAUGCGUCUUGUAUUAAGUCAGUUUUUAUAAUUUCUUUGUUUAUUUGACGACUAUCGUCAAAUUACGCACACUUUCGCUUUGCAUUUUAUCUCUAUGUGGGGCCAAUGUUGGCCCCAAUCGUGUUCCUAAUGUAUGAUAGUUAAGGGCGUCAACUCGUUUAGAGUACGAACAAUGUACAAAUAUGAUGGCCCUAACAUUGGCUCCAAAAUGGAGUGUUUGUGUAUAAAUAAAAGAUAGUGCCUGUUCAAACAUUUCAUAUUGAGUAGAAAAAUGUGCUUUACACUUUUAGGUGAACAAGUUUUUAAUCAAGAUGAAGUUUCUUCGAUAAGUAUUGUUGAGAUUUAUAACACGUGUGGUGGGAAAUAAAGAGCGGUUUUCGGAAAUAUUUUUUUAAUAUGUUUCAACUAAACUUAGUUGGAUGAGUUCAUUCGGAGAUGACACUAUUUUCCUUAUUUAAUUCACUCUAAAAGUGGACUGGGAAAAAGGGAAAAUUAUGUUAUAAUUCAGAGUUCAGACUGUUUAUAAAAAUAGUUAUUUCCAUCAAAAUUCUUGCAAUAAUGGAUUAAAAAGUUUGAUUUCUAUAAUCGGACUGAAAUUUUUAUAUCAAAGUAUAUUUUUAUUGUACUUAAAAGUUUAUACAAAUUGAAUCUUUAAAUAUGAAUUUCAUUAAAAUAAUGAUCUGCGAAUUGUGAUAUUAUUUCUUCAAUGACUUAAGUGUACCGAGUAUGCGUCAUCAGAUUGACUACAAACAUUUAAUUGUUAUUUUACUGCAAAAUUGAAUCGUAUUAUGUACUUUGAUUAUAUUUAUUAUUUCGAUA